This is a messenger RNA of Vicia faba (fava bean), 756 nucleotides long. Lineage: Eukaryota; Viridiplantae; Streptophyta; Magnoliopsida; Fabales; Fabaceae. The record is from the annotation of a GenBank genome assembly.
AUGACUAUGGGAUAUCUAACUAUAGUUCCUUUGGCAAUGUUGGUUGCCUUGUCUCAUUUGACAAUAUCUAUAACAGCAGUUAACCCUAUUGCAGCCACAGGGAAAGAACCAAUUAUUGAGUUAUACAUGCAUGACAUUCUUGGUGGAAGCAACCCAACGGCUCGACCGGUCACCGGUUUGCUCGGCAACAUAUACAGUGGUCAAGUCCCCUUUGCAACUCCAAUUGGAUUCAACACUCCAGCAGGUGGAACACUCAUCCCUAAUGCCAAUGGUGCUAAUCCAACUGUCAAUGGCGUUACCGGUAUCCCGUUAGGAACUGGUUUAGCCGGUACUUCCUUUGCACCAAACAAUAAUAACAACCAAAACAAUGUUCAAAUGCAGUUAGGACCUGAUGGACUUGGAUUAGGGUUUGGUACAAUUACUGUUAUUGAUGAUAUACUUACAUCUCAACCUGAGUUAGGGUCCCAAAUAGUUGGAAAAGCUCAAGGUGUUUAUGUGGCAAGUUCUGCAGAUGGGAGUAGACAGAUGAUGGUGUUCACUGCUUUAUUUGAAGGAGGGGAAUAUGGAGAUAGCUUGAACUUUUAUGGUUUGUAUAAGAUAGGAAGUACCAUGUCGCGAUUAUCGGUUAUAGGGGGCACGGGGAAGUUCAAGAAUGCGAGGGGGUUUGCUGAGCUGAGACCUCUUAUUCCACCAGGACAGAUUGCUACUGAUGGUGCUGAGACAUUGUUGAGGAUGAGUGUUCAUUUGACCUACUAG